Molecule: messenger RNA, 2929 nt
Organism: Cuscuta campestris
Lineage: Eukaryota; Viridiplantae; Streptophyta; Magnoliopsida; Solanales; Convolvulaceae
Source: the annotation of a GenBank genome assembly
GCGAAUCACGCGAUGAUUUGUUUGAUAUCCGUUUCCCCAAUAAUAAUUAGGCGUGCCAAUGGAUCUUGUUGGAACUAGACUUGGUGAGAAAUACAUUCUUCAAGUUCUUUUCAAGUAUUCUUCAGUUUCAUCAACCUUAGUGUUGUCAUCAUCGUUGACAGAGGCAUCGUCAUUACUGUCAUCCUCAGAAAAACUGGAAGCUCCUACAUCUUUUCAAGUGUAUGUAAAAGAUAAAUGCUUUGUGAUAGAAGACAUUGAUUUAGAUAUCUACUUCACCAAAGAUUUAUAUUCUGAUAUCAUCUCUAAAGCUAAGGAAAAAAAUAUAGAGCUGCCUAGGUUUGUUGGUUUGAAAUAUCAUCCACCCUCCAAAGAAGUUCAGGGAGAACAUUUAGUUAAUGAUUCAGACUGGAUUAAAAUGGUUGAGGAAUGGGGGAGUGUGUCUUCCAGUUACAUUCCUAUAUGUGUUGUUGAACUGCUGCCCAGUGCAUUGCAAAUGAUGGCAGCGGCUGUUGAUUCUAGUUUCCAGAAUGGUCAUGAGUCGACUAUAACUUCAAUUGAGCAAUGGGCUGACAACUUGCUUGUAACUCCUGGUUCUCCAAAAGUAAUGCCUCCCAAUGAAACUGAUGGUGCUGAGGAAGAGGACUGCAGUGAAGAUGAUGAUGAAGGAAGCCAGUUUGAUGGUGAUGAGGAAGAGUGCUCAAGUAGUGUGGAUGUGUCUCUGGAUGAAGAGUCACAGACAGAUGAGGAAUUGGAUGUUGAUGCUGAUACUAAUAAUAGAAUGAAGUUGGGUCAUGUGGAAGAGGAUGAAGAUGGGAGUGGAAGUCAGUUGAUUGUGGAUAAAAUGGCAAUGGUUUUCAAUACUGGCAGAGCCAGUAUUGAGCAAAAUUUUCAUGACUUGUACUUGAAGUUCCUAAACAAGGUGAAUUCAAAGGCCUUGUUCAAAGAAGUUGUCCAAGCAACCUAUGAGAAUUGCAAGGUUCUUUUAGGAUCAGAUCUUAUAAAGUCAAGUUCGGAGGAACGUUCAUUGCUGAAAAAUCUUGGAAGUUGGCAAGGGAAGAUAACAAUUGGCAGGAAUCAAGUUUUACGUGCCAAAGAGAUUGAUCUCAAGUCUUUGAUCAUAGAUGCUUAUGUAAAAGGGCUAAUGAUUGCAGUUAUUCCUUUCACCUCAAAGAUAUUGGAAGCAUGUCAAAGCAGCCUAGCAUACCAACCCCCUAAUCCUUGGACCAUGGGUAUACUUGGAUUACUUACUGAGAUUUACACAAUGACAAACUUAAAAAUGAACCUCAAGUUUGAUAUAGAGGUGCUGUUCAAAAACCUUGGUGUGGACUUGAAAAAUGUAGUGCCAACCUCCCUACUUAAAGAUAGGGUCAGAGAAGUGGAAGGAAAUCCCGAUUUCUCAAUUAAAGAUGUGGGCCACUCUUCUCAACGCCAGGUUGUUACAGAUGCCAAACCAGGAAUUAUAAAUACUCUUAAUCAGGUUGAAUUACCGACGGAGGUUAAUUCAUCUCAUCCCAGUGGUCAUUCACGCAUAAUAACCCAGGGUCUUUUGCAAGGGCAGACACCAUUUUCUGUUAGCCAGCUUUCUGCUCCCUCGUCUAAUAUUGAGCCGCAGUACAUCAUCAACCCAUAACUUCGUGCAUUGGGUAUACACUUGCCUUUUCAAAGUGUACUUCCUAUCUCUAUGGAUAGAGCUAUAAAGGAGAUAGUUACUAGCAUUGUGCACCGCAGUGUUUCUAUAGCUACCCAAACAACAAAGGAACUUGUUUUGAAGGGGUAAUCCAUGCAAGACAUUAUGAUACAAAAGCAGGAGGCGAUAACAUGUUCAGAUUCUCCCUUCAAGCAAAGCAAGGCAUUCUUGAAAAGCACAAUCAGUGGUCAUCAGAAUUUUAUCACUUCCUGCAUUAAGGAUUGGCGACAAUAGCAAACAACGGAAACAUAAGUUGAUUCAUCAGGUGCGUUACAUUGUUCUUUAUUGUCAGCUUCUCCCUCGUCAAUCUCUUACUUCAAGGUAUACAUGUUUUAGCUCCAUUUUGCACAAUAUCCAGAUCAUGCCGUUGAUUAUUGCUCCAAUUUGCUCAUUAAAAUAUGAUACCCAUGCUUAUUCUUCUUGGUGAUUUUGUUCUUUUGUUUUUGGUGUUUAGGUUUUGUGGACCCUCUUUUUAGUAAACACCACUACUUUUCAGUUUUUGGAAUAGCAAUUUGGUAAAUCUAGCAUUGAUUUUGUGAACCACUUAAAGUAUUUAUCAAUAUAUCAGAAUGACAUUUGUUUUUAUUUAGGGGGAAAAUACAAUUAGCUUUGUAGUCCUUUAAACUUGUUUAUAUUUAUCAACUAACAAAUUUAAAUGACUGGAACAUCUCCAAGGGAAGUGCUAAAUGCUAUUUUAUAAAAAUUUUGGAACAUAAAAGCCCAAAAAACUUCUCCGAUGCGGAGCCAAAAAAUAGUCUAUUUCAGCUUCCCCACGACCUAUAAUUGAAGGAUACUGUACAUCUUUUAUUUUUCUUCUUCAUGGUCUUCCACAUUUGCCCCUUCUUUCCUGUCUUCAUUCUCAGCUUCCCCACCCUCUUUUAUUUUUCUUUUUACGCCAUCUGUUCCAUUGAUAAAGCUUUGAGGAGAUUAAAUCUUUAACGAAGAGACUAGGGUUGAUGAUUGACUUCAUCGAUUUCGUUGUCUGCUCAUUCGAACAAGGAUUCUGAUCAUGGAUUGAAAAAGAUAGAACCGGAAGGCGAGCAGAUAAACCCCUGAUAUUUGGAGGAAAUGGUAUUUAAAUAUAUAUUUCUGUAACUUUUCUUCAUUUUGUAAUAUCUUUCAAUAUACUCCCUUCGUCCCCCCUACAUUUGUCCACAUUUGACUUUUGGAACUGUUCAUCUAAGCACUUUGACUCAUCAAAUUCUCUCAAUGUGUAAGCCUAAAUAUAGUCAUGUGUGAUCU